UAUGGUGUGAAACUUGCUGCUGGAUCAACAUGCUUGUCCGUUUUCAUUACCGUUCUCUCUUCUUCGCCAAAACUCCCGUUACUUCUCUCCGUUACUUUUGCUCUUCACGACUUCACUCAAUCGAUCAAACGCCGUCACUUCCACAAUUAGAACCUUCAAACGACGCCGAUUUAAUCUCCCAACUACUCCUUCAACACCACAACCCAUUUCACGCUAUGGAAUCUUCUCUUCAGCUCAACGGCAUUUCCUUCACUCCUUUCCUUAUCAACCAAACACUCCUUCGCUUAAAACAUAAUUCCAAAAUUGCCCUCUCCUUUUUCCACUAUUCCCAAAAUUACCCUCUUGAUACCACUGCUUUUAAUAUCCUUAUUGAUAUUCUAUGUAAAGUGCACCAGUUUGAUGUUGCAUGGCAACUUAUUGUACAAAUGGAAACUAAAUCUGUGAAAAUUAAUUUUACUACGUUUUAUUUGUUGAUACGUAGGCUUAUUGGGUCUGGGUUGACCCGACAAGCUAUUCGGGCAUUUAGUGAAAUGCAUGUGUUUCUUGAUGAAAGUGAAGAUGUGGUUUGGAAAUGUUAUUUUUGUUAUUUACUUGAUACACUUUGUAAAUAUGGGUAUGUUAAGGUUGCUACUGAAGUGUUUAAUAAAGAGAAAUGGAGAUUAGAGUUGAACUGUAAGGUUUAUACUAUUUUGAUUUAUGGUUGGUGUAAAUUGAAGAAUAUUGAUAGGGCUAAGAGGUUUUUUGAUGAAAUGUUGGAUAAAGGAAUUGAUCCAAAUGUUGUUAGUUAUAAUGUGCUGUUAAAUGGGAUUUGUAGACGAGCGAGUUUGCAUCCGGAUGGGAGGUCUGAGAAGGUUAUUAGGGAUGCAGAGAAGGUGUUCGAUGAAAUGUCUGAGAGAGGUGUGGAACCGGAUGUCACUAGUUACUCUAUACUCUUACAUGUCUAUAGUCGGGCUCAUAAACCCGAGUUGGCGCUUGAGAAAUUAAGGGUUAUGAGACAUAAAGGGAUAUGUCCGAAUAUUGUGACGUAUACGUCGGUUAUUAAGUGUCUUUGUUCUUGUGGUAGGAUUGAAGAUGCGGAGUUGUUACUCGAGCAAAUGGUUUCGAAUGGGGUGACUCCCACGUCGGUGACGUAUAAUUGUUUCUUUAAAGAGUUUAAAGGGAGGAAGGAUGUCGAUGGUGCGUUGAGGUUGUACGGGAAAAUGAAGGAGGGUUCGUUUUGUGAACCUAGCGUGAGUACGUUUAAUAUAUUGUUGGGGAUGUUAUUGAAAUUUGGUCGAAUUGGGGUGGCGAGAGAUAUUUGGGACGAUAUGAAGGAUUCUGGAGCAGGGCCUGAUUUGGAUUCGUAUACAUUGUUGAUUCAUGGAUUUUGUGAGAAGCAAAAAUGGAAAACGGCAUGUGAAUUCUUUAUGGAAAUGAUAGAAAAAGGAUUUCUUCCACAGAAGGUGACGUUUGAGACACUUUAUAGAGGCUUAAUACAAGCCAAUAUGCUGAGAACUUGGAGAAGGUUAAAGAAAAGACUUGAUGAGGAAUCAAUAACUUUUGGUUCAGAAUUUGAAAAUUAUCACCUCAAGCCUUAUAGAAGGUAAUCUGAUGAAAUUUUUGAAAGGGGUACAAGGCUGAACUGUCUGAUGUCAAGCUAAAGGGCUAACUGAUAUUUCCGGAUUCAUGGGGAGCUGUUUAUAAUUGAUGAUGUAACAGACAUCAAGGACAGAAGUAAGAUGCUUAUGCUUUAGUUCAUGCUGUAAUGGGCGAUGCCAGGCACAUUGAAGGGGCCACUCUUAAUCUCAAGGAGGACCAUUCGCCCAACCAAGUAAUGAAAUGAUUCAGAUUGAAAGUAUAUGUUCAAGCAAAUGAUGGGCAAUAAUACCCAAACGGAUGCUCAAAUGGCUUCUCGCAGGACUUCCAUUGGCAAUCUUGAAGUGCAAAUGGGCCAAAUUUAUCAAGCCCUCAACUCGAGACCAAAGGGUGCUCUACCAAGUAAUACGGGGGCUAACCCUAAAGGUAUAGAGGAGAGAAAAUGGAGAACACUGGGGUAAUGUCAACAAAAUAUAAAGAAAAAUUGUGGUGAGGAAUUUGGUUGAUGAGAAGGAUAAGAAAGUGAAGGAGUUGCAAGAUGACAUUGCUGCAGUCAUUUUUAACCCACAAGCAAAAUGGGAUAGAUGCUGAUGGCUAAAUGUAGGACACUGCAGGAGGAAAUUGAAGAGAUCGGAACCAGGCUAAUGAAGAAGUCUCAGAAUGCUGAUCUCAAAAGUGAAUUUGAAGGUUAAUUUUCUCUCCAGUUGCUUUAGAAAAUAUCUCUCUUUUCCUUUUGAUUGGGCUAGGAAUUCUUGUUUGCUGCUAGUCUUAUUGGAAUCGACUGGUUGUUUUGGUCCAACAGGUAUUCUGGAUAUGAUCCUCGUGAUGAUAAUAUUGGUGAGGAUAUUUUAAUUUGCCUUAAAUAUUGAAACUGCUGGUAAUAUUUGCAAAUACGCCCCCUGGUUCAUCUGACAUUACAUGAGUAAAGACAGUCACUAUUAGAUUAUAUUUUGGUUGCUUUUUGGUAGGAUCUUUUUGCUUCAGUAAGCAGUUGACAAGGAAUUAUACUAAAAUUAAUUAAUGUUUUUUCCAUGAAAAAUAUAUUACCUGGAAAGAUCGUUUCCAUGAUGAUUUUCUGUUGUUCGGUUGGAUACGAAAAUAGCAGAUACUAUAUUGUAUGAGAUAUACGGUAGGAUAGUAGAAUAAUGUGUUCAUAGUAAUUUGGUAAAAAUCAUACGGAACCUGUUUAAUUAUAGAUGAAAAUUCACUGAUAGCAUAAAAAGCUCUUUACACUAUAAGUAUAUAUAACUUAAAUAGAUUAAAAACAAGUAUGAUUGAAUAAAAAUUGGUAAGUCUGUAAAAGGAAAUGAGUUCCACUUCAUUAUACUAAACGCAGAUGAAAAUCUAGUUUGAUUGUGCAUUUAAAUUGUGGGGGAAGGGAGAGGUACUAAUAGAUAAAACAAGAUAUAGAAAUUUCAAUUAAAAAACAGUCCUCUCAAAAUACAAAAAUUAAGCUCCCUAAACAAGAUCCUCCAAAAAAAUCCAAGUGAAUGUAUAAUCCAAGUACAGGCAAGGAAAUGGGCCAUCAUCAUCAUCAUCAUCCUAAGCUAAAGAAAGAGAUAGCAAUUCAUACAUAUAGAAGCAAAUUAAAACAAAUGAUGCAGGAUGAAAAGAGAGUUCUACAUUAGAAAGCAGAGUAGACCCCAUCCUAAGACCAAGCUUUCCACAACCAUUGUUGACAACUUUAGGCCCUCCCCUCCACUCUGCAAAUUAAACAUGCUUCCAAAUUAAUAUCAAUAAAUGACCAUAAGAAUAAUUGCUUUUAAAAAGAGUUACUAAUUAAAUAGGAUUACCGACUUAUAAA
This is a messenger RNA of Lycium ferocissimum, 3379 nucleotides long. RefSeq names its product pentatricopeptide repeat-containing protein At2g13420, mitochondrial-like. The record is from RefSeq and is a predicted model, not a curated record. The coding region runs from base 30 to 1586 and encodes 518 amino acids. Lineage: Eukaryota; Viridiplantae; Streptophyta; Magnoliopsida; Solanales; Solanaceae. Gene Ontology annotation, molecular function: protein binding. The transcript has 3 exons.